AUGGCCAUUAACACUGAUGCUGCCUUUGGGAAAAGCGCUCUCGGCGAGAGGGAAGUUUCUAAUCCCACCGAUUUCCAGGACACGGAGAAGCUGCUGAGCACCGCGGCCACCGAGCCCACCGGGCAGAGCAACAUCAAGGCGUCCGACUCCUUCUCCCUCAACAUCAGAGGGAGCGUCCGGUCUUUGGAUGCGGACCAGAACGGACACAGAUCACCGCUAAAGUCAGGCUCCGUCGGGCACUUGGCAACCCCACCCAAAUCCUCGUCCCGGCUCAGCCUGGGCCCGCUGCCCUCCCCUGUGCCUCCCGGGCUUGCACCCCCGAGUUACCUCUGGCUCGCGGUGCUGUCCUGUUUCUGCCCCGCAGUACCACUCAAUAUCUGCGCCUUGUGGUAUGCAAAUGUGUCGAGGUCUGUUCUCCAUACAGGAGAUAUUGAAGGAGCAAGGAAGUAUGGGCGUCGGUCUAUGCUGUUCAGCUGCCUGGCAAUGCUUCUGGGUGUGGCUGUCAUCAUCUUCAUAGUAAUAAAUGGAGCCUUAAUGGUGGAGAUUGCUUGCACUCUUAGUGAGGUUGUGUUAUCUCUGCUUCACGUCAGCGUGCACUGUGGUUUAACUGCAGCUGAGAAAAAUCCCUGCAAAUGUGCUGUAGAUGUAAAACUGAGCAACUAAAGAUGGUCAGGACACAUCAGAGGGCAGGAAGAGAUAUUAUAUGCAACCAAAUAAAAAAAGAAAAAAAAAGUGUAAA
Scomber japonicus (chub mackerel) is the source of this 739-nucleotide messenger RNA. RefSeq names its product trafficking regulator of GLUT4 1-like. The coding region runs from base 1 to 663 and encodes 220 amino acids. NCBI's taxonomy places the organism in Eukaryota, Metazoa, Chordata, Actinopteri, Scombriformes, Scombridae. Gene Ontology annotation, cellular component: membrane. The record is from RefSeq and is a predicted model, not a curated record. The transcript is spliced from 3 exons.